AUCCCCGGCUUAGUUGUGGUUGUUUGUAAUCGUAUCAUCGCGUCAAGUUAUGACGUUUAGUUUUUCGUAAAUUGAGAUCUAUUUUAAACCUUUUUAUUAGUUAUCACGCCGUGAAAGAAGAAGAUAAUAGCGAAAAAUGUCUUCACCCGACGUAGCGAUGCUUGUUGACAUGGGAUUCAGCAUAGCAAAGGCGGAAAAAGCCCUCGCAAUCACUGGAAACAAGGGUGUUGAACCAGCAAUGGAAUGGUUGCUGGCUCACUGCGAUGAAGCCGAACCAAUUCCAGAACCAGUUACAAUGUCGGAGCCACCAAUAGCUGAAAGCGCACCAGAUGCAAUUGCAGCCACCCCUUCUCAAGAAAGUACAGCCAGUGCAAGUGGACAAAGUGCACAAACCGAGGUUGCAAAAUCCAUGAAAUGUGAUGUUUGCGGAAAGUUAUUCGCUUCCACCUUGGAGAUGGAAUUCCACGCUACGAAGUCGGGUCACGAUCAAUUCUCUGAAAGCACUGAAGAGAAAAAGCCGCUCAGUGAAGAAGAGAAAAAAGAACAGCUGAGGAAACUGGAGGAAAAGCUCAAGGAAAAGCGUCGGGAACGCGAAGAAAAAGAGAAGCAGGAAGCUUUUGAAAGAGAAAGGCUUAGAAUACGUUCUGGCAAGGAGAUGACUGAAGCUAAAAGAAAAUUGGAGGAAAUUGAGAUGCAGAGGAUACUGGAGCAGAGGAAGCGUGAAAAAGAAGAGGAGAGGAAGGCUCGUGAGAGGGUUAAAAUCCAAAUUGAAGCAGAUAAAGCUGCCAGAAGAGCUAAGGCUGCUGGGCUGAAUAAUCAAGCAAUUUCUCCUACAACUCCACCUGCGACUUCACCUAUCGUUUCGAGUCCCACUGCUAGUCCCAGUGCACCUGCAAGAAAAGACUACAACGAAACUAAACUCCAAAUACGACUUACGAAUGGGCAAACCUUGAUGCAAAGUUUCGGGUCGAAGGAACAACUUUCUGCAGUGAGACUUUUCAUCGACAUGAACCGAAAAGACGACAUCGGUCCUUUUAAUCUAAUGACGAAUUUUCCCAAAAAAGUCUUCACAGAGGAUGACUACGAGACGCCUCUCGAUGUUCUCGGUUUAGUUCCUUCUGCCGUAAUCAUUGUCCAGAAAAAAGCAGUAGAAUGAUCAGAGAUGCUGCCGCUGAUUGUGAGCUAAGAAAAUUAGUUUUUAAGCGACAUUAAUUAAGAAACUUUCGUUCCAUCGAUUAAUUUUUUUUUAACUAGACUAAAAAUCUGCCGCGACUUUAUAUGUAAAAAGGAGUUUUUUUAAAAAAGGAAUCCAAAGAAAAGUCAAGAGUUUCGUUUAUCGGUGAUUGUAAAAAAAUUUUAUUAUCUUUCUGCCUGUUUCUCAUAGAGAUAUUGAAUACUGAUUCACAAAUUGUAUCUAGCGCGAUGAAAAUACAUCUUCGGUAAUUUCUUCCUA
Belonocnema kinseyi is the source of this 1453-nucleotide messenger RNA. Its product is annotated as UBX domain-containing protein 1. Gene Ontology annotation, molecular function: protein binding. The record is from RefSeq and is a predicted model, not a curated record. The transcript has 7 exons. The coding region runs from base 137 to 1156 and encodes 339 amino acids. NCBI's taxonomy places the organism in Eukaryota, Metazoa, Arthropoda, Insecta, Hymenoptera, Cynipidae.